Molecule: messenger RNA, 498 nt
Organism: Phytophthora infestans T30-4
Lineage: Eukaryota; Oomycota; Peronosporomycetes; Peronosporales; Peronosporaceae
Exons: 2
Coding region: 1-498 (165 amino acids)
Molecular function (GO): histone H3K79 methyltransferase activity
Source: RefSeq, a predicted model, not a curated record
AUGACAACGCGGGUUAGGUGCUACCCGGGCAUAUUUGUUGAUGUUGAGGCCGGUGCUGGCAACGUGCUUGCGCAAGUAGCACUUACGAGGAACGUCAGAGCGUGCAUCGGGGUCGAGCUUCGACGAGACCACGUCUCUUUAGGUGAUCGUUGUAUGCAGCAGCAGCUCAAGCAAUAUCCAUGGCUCAGGAAGAUACUGCUCAAACAAGUGAAUGUUAGAGAUGGUUCGAUGUCACGGCUUCCUCACAUUUGUGAAGCCACUAUUGUCUUCGAUAAGAUAUUCCUCUUUGAAGAAGAUGCUAAGCUGAUUGUUUUACGAGAGCUACGUGCAAUGUCAGAGGCACGGAUGAUAGUUGCAACGUCGCUCUUCUGCCCGAGUCAUCGUUCAUCUUGCACAGAGCCAUGCUGCAAGUGCUGGGAGCUCGAUCAUCACAUAGAAGUACAUGUUAGCUGGAAGGCAACGCUCCAUCCACUCUUUAUAUACCGUAAGAAACUAUGA